Molecule: messenger RNA, 1671 nt
Organism: Macrosiphum euphorbiae (potato aphid)
Lineage: Eukaryota; Metazoa; Arthropoda; Insecta; Hemiptera; Aphididae
Source: the annotation of a GenBank genome assembly
AUGUUAAAAAGGUACAAUGACAGUCUCCAGCCAAUAAGAUUGGUGACGGACCAUCUGACCGAACGGCUGAACCUUGAUAGUGCGUGCGCACUGCCGUUGGCCAACUCAGGUUCUGCGUACUUCGAACCGAAACAACCGAUCAAACCGACAAAGAAGGGUCGGCCGGCGACUGGACAACAUAUUCGGCUUGCGGCCAAAAAAAAUAACCAGAAUGACGUGACAACGAUGAGCAACAAUCUCAUGUUUCGAAGUAUGUUUUUUAUGAACGAAGAAGCUAGACAUUUCUUGGCGCCGCCUAUACAAUUGUCUACGACCGAUGGAGAGUAUUUCACUCGAAAAACUGGAAAUCCAAAUUUAAAUACACACCAUCAACAGCAACAGCAGCAAGCCGUUGCAGCGCUUGUCAAUCACGAUUCUAGUUCUAGUGUUGAAAUCAAACCGUUACAACCCCCAAAAGCACGUCCUCACGGGUGUGAAGAGUGUGGCAAAACGUUUCUAAUGAAACAUCAUUUGUCGACUCACAUGCGAGGUCAUACUGGUGAGCGGCCUCAUAUUUGCCCUGAAUGUGGAAAGACUUUUGCUCUCAAACAUUGUCUGAGUACUCAUUUGCUGUUGCAUAGCUCGGAACGACCAUACAAAUGUUUAGAAUGUAAUAAAAGUUUUACCUUAAAACAUCAUUUGGUAAGUCAUGAAAGAGUGCAUACUCGAGAUAGACCAUUUGAGUGUCCAGAAUGUCGCCGUCGAUUUCCUCAGAAACGUCAUCUGACUACUCAUAUAAAAUUCCAUUCUGGUGAACGACCGUACUCUUGUUCUGUUUGUGGUGAGACAUUCUCGCGUGAAGAACAUCUAGUCAUGCAUUCAAGAUUCCACGGAGGAACACAACCAUUUGUGUGCCCGGACUGUGGAGCUGCAUUCUUGCGUAAAUUUGAAUUGGUCAACCAUGAACGGCAGCAUGGCCGUAUACCUGAAUCUUGCCCCGCUUGUGGUAAAGAGUUUUUACAGAGACGCACAUUAUUGGUUCACGUAAGAAACUGUGGCCUUAACUCAUCAACACCAGUACAUAGAUCUCCUUAUACCGCAACUGCGAGCAAAGCAUGCCGUGAAUGUGGUGAAACAUUUGCUAGUGAUGAAGGAUUAGCACUUCACAUGCGAUUACACAUCGGCGACCAUAGUUUCCUAUCCGAUAUUUGUAGUCUAGCUGCUACGUUGAAACAAAGCGUACAAGGUGUAUCGAAUGGUAUUGCCAAUGUACAAAAUCAUCACCAAUCACAACAUCAAACUGGUGUUGUUGCCAAUAAGAAAUCUCACUAUUGUGGAGAUUGUGGCCGUGGCUUUACUCAAAAACAUGGCUUACAACAGCAUCACGUAAAAUACCCAAAUGCCACAUGCAAAGAUAAACCCUUCGCUUGUCAAAAAUGUGGUAAAAGUUUCAUGCAAAAAAAUCACCUUGUACUACAUGAACGGCAACAUAUGGAUCCGCCACCGUCUAGAAACCGUAACGCUACCACCUCAGCUGUCCAAUCCAUACAACAUUUACAGACUGAACAGGUUGGCUUGCAGCCGACUCCUCUUCACACAACCAUCCUGGGACUACAGCCUAUUAGGCAUAUUCAAUCUGGUAGUCAACCUCAACUUUUAAGACAUCCCAGUGAGGCCCAUUCAGGGUCAUAA